This is a messenger RNA of Pan troglodytes (chimpanzee), 2049 nucleotides long. RefSeq names its product heparanase (gene HPSE). Gene Ontology annotation, biological process: cell-matrix adhesion; angiogenesis involved in wound healing. Gene Ontology annotation, cellular component: extracellular matrix; membrane. Lineage: Eukaryota; Metazoa; Chordata; Mammalia; Primates; Hominidae. The record is from RefSeq and is a predicted model, not a curated record. Bases 249 to 2027 code for a protein of 592 amino acids. Gene Ontology annotation, molecular function: hydrolase activity, acting on glycosyl bonds. The transcript has 12 exons.
GUCAGGAAGCCUGGUCCGGGAUGCCCAGCGCUGCUCCCCGGGCGCUCCUCCCCGGGCGCUCCUCCCCAGGCCUCCCGGGCGCUUGGAUCCCGGCCAUCUCCGCACCCUUCAAGUGGGUGUGGGUGAUUUCGUAAGUGAACGUGACCGCCACCGAGGGGAAAGCGAGCAAGGAAGUAGGAGAGAGCCGGGCAGGCGGGGCGGGGUUGGAUUGGGAGCAGUGGGAGGGAUGCAGAAGAGGAGUGGGAGGGAUGGAGGGCGCAGUGGGAGGGGUGAGGAGGCGUAACGGGGCGGAGGAAAGGAGAAAAGGGCGCUGGGGCUCGGCGGGAGGAAGUGCUCGAGCUCUCGACUCUCCGCUGCGCGGCAGCUGGCGGGGAGAGCAGCCAGGUGAGCCCAAGAUGCUGCUGCGCUCGAAGCCUGCGCUGCCGCCGCCGCUGAUGCUGCUGCUCCUGGGGCCGCUGGGUCCCCUCUCCCCUGGCGCCCUGCCCCGACCUGCGCAAGCACAGGACGUCGUGGACCUGGACUUCUUCACCCAGGAGCCGCUGCACCUGGUGAGCCCCUCGUUCCUGUCCGUCACCAUUGACGCCAACCUGGCCACGGACCCGCGGUUCCUCAUCUUCCUGGGUUCUCCAAAGCUUCGUACCUUGGCCAGAGGCUUGUCUCCUGCGUACCUGAGGUUUGGUGGCACCAAGACAGACUUCCUAAUUUUCGAUCCCAAGAAGGAAUCAACCUUUGAAGAGAGAAGUUACUGGCAAUCUCAAGUCAACCAGGAUAUUUGCAAAUAUGGAUCCAUCCCUCCUGAUGUGGAGGAGAAGUUACGGUUGGAAUGGCCCUACCAGGAGCAAUUGCUACUCCGAGAACACUACCAGAAAAAGUUCAAGAAUGGCACCUACUCAAGAAGCUCUGUAGAUGUGCUAUACACUUUUGCAAACUGCUCAGGACUGGACUUGAUCUUUGGCCUAAAUGCGUUAUUAAGAACAGCAGAUUUGCAGUGGAACAGUUCUAAUGCUCAGUUGCUCCUGGACUACUGCUCUUCCAAGGGGUAUAACAUUUCUUGGGAACUAGGCAAUGAACCUAACAGUUUCCUUAAGAAGGCUGAUAUUUUCAUCAAUGGGUCGCAGUUAGGAGAAGAUUUUAUUCAAUUGCAUAAACUUCUGAGAAAGUCCACCUUCAAAAAUGCAAAACUCUAUGGUCCUGAUGUUGGUCAGCCUCGAAGAAAGACGGCUAAGAUGCUGAAGAGCUUCCUGAAGGCUGGUGGAGAAGUGAUUGAUUCAGUUACAUGGCAUCACUACUAUUUGAAUGGACGGACUGCUACCAAGGAAGAUUUUCUAAACCCCGACGUAUUGGACAUUUUUAUUUCAUCUGUGCAAAAAGUUUUCCAGGUGGUUGAGAGCACCAGGCCUGGCCAGAAGGUCUGGUUAGGAGAAACAAGCUCUGCAUAUGGAGGCGGAGCGCCCUUGCUAUCCGACACCUUUGCAGCUGGCUUUAUGUGGCUGGAUAAAUUGGGCCUGUCAGCCCGAAUGGGAAUAGAAGUGGUGAUGAGGCAAGUAUUCUUUGGAGCAGGAAACUACCAUUUAGUGGAUGAAAACUUCGAUCCUUUACCCGAUUAUUGGCUAUCUCUUCUGUUCAAGAAAUUGGUGGGCACCAAGGUGUUAAUGGCAAGCGUGAAAGGUUCAAAGAGAAGGAAGCUUCGAGUAUACCUUCAUUGCACAAACACUGACAAUCCAAGGUAUAAAGAAGGAGAUUUAACUCUGUAUGCCAUAAACCUCCAUAAUGUCACCAAGUACUUGCGGUUACCCUAUCCUUUUUUUAACAAGCAAGUGGAUAAAUACCUUCUAAGACCUUUGGGACCUCAUGGAUUACUUUCCAAAUCUGUCCAACUCAAUGGUCAAACUCUAAAGAUGGUGGAUGAUCAAACCUUGCCACCUUUAAUGGAAAAACCUCUCCGGCCAGGAAGUUCACUGGGCUUGCCAGCUUUCUCAUAUAGUUUUUUUGUGAUAAGAAAUGCCAAAGUUGCUGCUUGCAUCUGAAAAUAAAAUAUACUAGUCCUGA